AUGACACGCUUUCUAAUGAGAAAAGAUGCAAAAGAAGGAAGAAUUGUGGCUGGAAAAAAUGGUAGAGGUAAAGAUCCGAAUCAAUUGUCUGAACCUCAAGGAAUAAUUGUUGAUGAUUUGGGUCAAAUUUAUGUGGCAGAUAGUGGGAAUAAUCGGGUAAUGCGUUGGUGUGAAAGAAAAGAGGAAGGUGAAAUUAUUGUUGGUGGAAAUGGUCAAAGAAAUCAACCGAAUCAAUUGAAUGAACCCAUGGGUUUAUCUUUUGAUGAUGAAGGAAAUCUUUAUGUUGCUGAUUUUGGAAAUGACCGAGCUCAAAAAUUUGAAAUAGAUUUGUGA
This is a messenger RNA of Adineta steineri, 333 nucleotides long. The record is from the annotation of a GenBank genome assembly. NCBI's taxonomy places the organism in Eukaryota, Metazoa, Rotifera, Eurotatoria, Adinetida, Adinetidae.